Molecule: messenger RNA, 186 nt
Organism: Clunio marinus
Lineage: Eukaryota; Metazoa; Arthropoda; Insecta; Diptera; Chironomidae
Source: the annotation of a GenBank genome assembly
AUGUUUGCAAUUGCUUGCCUUUUAGUCAUGGAAUCGGAGUCGUUCGCUUAUUUCCUUGCUUCAUUGCAUAAAAUAACUAAGCAAGUAAAGUUUAAACGACUUUUUCGACCAUUGAUAUUGGAGCUGAAAUUAAAACCACAAAAUUUUGGUCAGGAGAUGAAUUUCUGCUUGAGUCUAAUGUCUUAA